Messenger RNA from Arabis nemorensis, 759 nucleotides. Lineage: Eukaryota; Viridiplantae; Streptophyta; Magnoliopsida; Brassicales; Brassicaceae. The record is from the annotation of a GenBank genome assembly.
AUGGUUUUCGCUUUGUGCAUUCGUAGGUCAGCUUCGAGUUUGGCUUCCGUAUGUGGUCGUGUGGCUCGAGCCCAGGCCGUCUCCGUCGUUGUUAACCGCUCGUCUCUUGUUUCAAAGCCGUCUCUGCUUCGUCCUUUCUUCGUCUCUCGUGUAUCUCUUUAUUCGACGGCCACUGAGCGGUUAAAGUCCGAUCAGACGCUUCUCCAAGUGAUUGAUUCCGAAAUCAAAGAUGCUUUUGAAGCCGAUGAACACGAUCUGGUUGAAGAGAUAACAGAUUCGGGUGACUUUCCUUUCAAGAUCGAAGAUAAUCCUGGACACCGGACUGUAACCUUGACUAGGGAAUACAAUGGAGAACAGAUUCAGGUAGAAGUAAGCAUGCCUGGUCUCGCAAUGAAUGAAAAUGAAGAAGAUGUAGAUGACAAUGAAGAAUCGAAUGAAUCAAGCAUUCCGCUAGUUGUCACUGUGACCAAGAAGAGUGGACUAGGCCUAGAGUUUAGCUGCACUGCUUCCCCUGGUGAGAUUGUCAUUGAUGGUUUGUCUGUGAAACAUUCCGAGAGUUCUUCCGAAGAACAUUUGGCAUAUGAUGGGCCUGAUUUUCAAGAGUUGGAUGAGAAUAUGCGCAAGUCGUUCCACAAGUAUCUGGAGAACAGAGGAAUAAAAGCAAGCGCAACGGAUUUCUUGUACGAGUACAUGAUGAAGAAAGACAGCAAAGAGUACUUACGUUGGUUGAAGAAUCUCAAAAACUUUAUCCAAGAAUAG